Molecule: messenger RNA, 10427 nt
Organism: Ceratina calcarata
Lineage: Eukaryota; Metazoa; Arthropoda; Insecta; Hymenoptera; Apidae
Gene: Ephrin
Product: ephrin
Exons: 5
Coding region: 1-927 (308 amino acids)
Biological process (GO): axon guidance; ephrin receptor signaling pathway
Cellular component (GO): plasma membrane
Molecular function (GO): ephrin receptor binding
Source: RefSeq, a predicted model, not a curated record
AUGUUCGGACCAUUUAAUAAAUUUCGAAUAGACAACACAGACCACAUAAUAGACGUGAACAAGAACAAUGCGGCGUUCGAGUACGAUCAAGUAAACAUAAUAUGUCCUGUGUACCAGCCAGGAACAUAUGACGAGGACGCGGAGAAGUAUAUCAUUUACAACGUGUCUAAGGAGGAGUACGAAACAUGUCGGAUAACAAAUCCGAGUCCACGGGUGAUAGCGGUCUGUGACAAACCGUACAAGACCAUGUACUUCACGAUCACCUUCAGGCCGUUCACACCGCAACCCGGAGGCCUAGAAUUCCUGCCAGGCCACGAUUACUACUUCAUCAGCACCUCGUCCAAGGAGGACCUCCACAAACGGAUCGGCGGACGGUGCACCAGUCACAACAUGAAGGUGGUCUUCAAGGUGUGCUGCGGCAACGAUGCUGACACCUCGUUGUCAUCAGCGACGUCACGCAACAACUCCGUAGCCGUGACCAGCAGCACCGUGCCGAGCAGCAGCUCGACGAGCACCGCAGUUUUGGGUGGAGGAGCCGGACUACCACCCCCACCACCACCGAGCGUCCUCAAGGGCGGAGAUCGAUUCUACCCAGGGGGCAGCAUUCAUCAUCAUCACGAUCAUCAUCAACCGGCCACGGCGGCGCCGACCCUGCCCCACGUGCCCCCUCCGGCCAUCUACCCCGUGCAUCCGCAUCAGCCUCCGAUUCACAAUGGACCGCCGUCCUCCUCGCCGCCUAAGACCUCGAUCGGCCAGAAGAAGAAGAACAAGGAGUAUUCAGACCACCCGAACGAAGUGGUGAAGAACGAAGAACUGACCUACAACGGGGCGAGUUCCAGCCGUAUUCAAAAUCAGUUCAGCCACUUGGUGGUCGUGCUCACCGGAAGCUUGUUGGUCAGCGCGAUCCUACCGCACUUAUUACGGUGAAGCGACAACGCCACCGACGAGAACGUAUACCCCAAUACGUCAAAACCCCUUUUUCUGUGAUUAUCCUACGUUUAAUUAAUUUCUUGAGGCACGCGUGUGCUCGCGCGGCCGCCCCUCGAUCGUGAGACAAACGUAAUACGCGCACGAUUUAUGGUCGGACUGCCUCGAGAGAGAAAGAGAACGAGAAAAUUUCUAAUCGGGAACGAGGAAGAGAGAUGAACCAGGAACAACAAUGAAAACGAUAUAUUUGAGGCAAACCAGGGAUGACGGUAAUGAAGAAGAAGAGUUGGCAAAAGAUGCAAUGUCAAGAGAAGAGACACGCACGACACACGAGUAACAACGCCAUAUAUUGAAACUAAUUCGAAAAUCGAAGGAAGACGUAGGUAGUAAGAUUACAAUGACGAAGAAAGACGUAAACAAGGAGAAAACGCUACUACUAGGCACUAUUAUAGUAUGCCCACUAUUAUCACUACUAUAAAUGGUAGUCGUAUUGGUUGUCCUUCUUAUCAUUACGCUAAUUCUAGGUAUUUAUUCGAAAUACGAGAGAAAAGUCGCGAACAGCGUGCUAACUACCCUCGAGCGUGAUAUACGCGUAAACGUACGUCGGUCAAAGACUCUUUCUUUUAGGAACGCCAAGUUCCCGUCCGAAGAUUUCAGUUAUAUCGUUCGACCGAUUGCGUUCAUUGACGAACAGUCCUCUGUCACGGUCCUUUGUUAAUAUUAUAGUUACGUUAAGGAAUGAGCAUGCGAAGUUGAAAAUGAUUUCGAGAAUCGAUUAUGUUUGGAACGAGUUGCGCGGUUUAAGUGAACUUGCCAUUUUAAUUAAUCUAUUAUUACUUGCCACUCCUUCUUCAUAACAUUCUCAGUUUCAGUUGACGAAGACAUUUUUUGUUUGUCGAACGCGGUCACGACGAUCAGAUCGAAUCGCGGUCGUGUAAUGAUUUUAAUCGUGUCGAAACGUAACGGAGGACAGUGUCAUCGCGUGAAACCGUUCGACACGCGUCGGGAUCGCGAACAGGAUAAUUAGCACGCGUGUAAAUAAAUUCCUAAUGAAUAUGUACAAGUGGCUCUCGCCUCGUGUCCGAGGUGAGGAGAUUUAAGAGAGUGCCGUAUAAUAGGUAAAAUCUAUAUGACACACGAAAGAGUGCGAUAUACAGCGUGAGUGAAGACGACGCUAAAGUGUGACGCGCGUGCAUGUUGUCGCGAGCCGAGGAUCGCCCCUAUUGGGAUUAAGUCGGUUGACGCAGAAAAUCGUGUGAGGUGCUACGGACUUCUCUAAGUUCCGGCUGCGCUUCCCGCGACCCGCGACAACUUUCGCGAGCACGCGAAGAAAAGUGUAAGUUCGUCGACCGAAGAAAUUGCUCGUUUCGCUCUGUCCUCGAAAAUUGGGCGAGGAGCGUGCGGGUGAACGAAAGUAUGGUAUGUGAUGAGCGAAAGAGAGAGACUGAAUCGCGGAUGCGAGAAAUGAGAAAUGAAUUUUUGUAUCAUAGUUGUAUCAUACCGAACUCUAUCUAUAGAUCUGUAUUAUAUUUAUUAUCCGCUAUCAUUACGCUACGAAUAAUCACACUCGAUAUUCUAUAUUUACUAGUAAAAAAAUAUCAAAUUUAAUAGCGAAUAAAUUGCGUAUUUGGCGGGGUAAUCUAAACAAGAACGAUACGAAGCGAGCGAAACGAUGAAAUUACCCCUGUCGUCAUCGGAUCCGCCGUUUGUUGUUUUCUUCUUUUUACCUUGUUUCUUUCUCUUUCAAACUUUUCCUCGUGUCAUGUAGCUCAAAACGUGCUCACGAAAACCUAAUUCACCGCGCGAUCGUCUUUCGUUACUACUCACCGUUCACUUCAGUUCUCCCCACACUUGUUUUCUAUUUAUUGUACGUACACCGCCACGCAUACUUCGUUUUCCGUAACGCGUAAAGACGGGUCGCGUUUAUUUGUAAAAACGAGGAAAAACAGACAGGAUUACAUAUAUACAUGCUCGGUGGUCGCGAUCGUUAAACGCGAAUUCCGCUCUGAUUUGUCGCGUACGUCUAUAACAGCAAUCCUUCUUCGCAAGCGUUUGAACUUCGUUCACGUUACCACGGAUUUCAUUGCGCGUGCCGAGAUUUCGCUCGAUCACAAACACGAAUCCAUAUCCUACGACCAACCGUACCGCCACUGCCAUAGCCAAAUGCCGGAAUUCAAGCAUAUAUCUCGAAUUUAAUCGCGCCGCAAUGGAUUGUAGCGCGCGCAUCUCGCGCGCUGAAAGUGACGAGCUUUAAAUCGCGUUCCCGCCAACGCGGCAAAUAAAGCGCAUCGUUAUUUCAUCACGGAUCUACGCAGCUGUCACCCGCACGCCUGUUUGCUGGGACGCAAAAUUAUACCGGUAUCACGUGCACGUUUUUACGCGUGGACGCAUUUCGUUCGACGAUCGAUCGAUCAUAUCCGAUGAUAUCGUAUCCGCCCGCACCUGCGACGCGUUACGAAAAUCAAAACGCGAACGCAAUCACACGCGAGUGGCUCUCGUGAACGAAGUUUAAUUGGAGCACAGUGGCAGAUGAGCGUUCGAGGGCGCAAAAGGAAGAAACAACAACGAGCGAACGAUCGAAUUUCGCGUUCAUGUCCACGUGGAAAGAGCUCGAUCUAACGGCGACUAGAAUUAAUGAAUUAUUGUAAAUACGAAUAUGCGGAAAGAAUUUAGGUAUCGCGUAAAAAGCGAGAGAGUGUGUGAGAGAGAGAGAGAGAGAGAGAGAGAAGAGACCCCGAUUCCGAAUCGUAGAUAAUAAAGCAGAAGAAGGAGCGUAUUCUGAAAGGCUGCUGGAUUGACUGACUCGUUUUCAUCGUUCAUCGAUGAUUGUCCUUGACUGUAACGCGACAACCGAGUGAAAAUCGAUGACCACGAUCAGCCCGAAAUAUUGAGGGAAUAACAGCGGGAGGUAAGAAAAUAAAAUUGCGUGUAUAAUGUUAUCCGUUACAGUAUUGUAAGCCUAAGUAUUACAUGCCUCCGAUCCACGUCUGUUUGUCUGUCUGUCCGUUCGUCUGUCUACAGUUUGUACUUUUUACCCAUGUGUUAACCGCAAUAGCAAUUUCGUACACGUACGAGCGAUCGAUGACCAAGAUAAAAGCAGUUCGCUACGAUACCCGUGUCCACGAUUCCUUAGCGUAUACGUAGAUUCACAGAAUAAUUUUCGUUCCGUCAUUAUUAUACAUAGCUGCACACUAAGCAGGCGUCUCUUUUAGUUUCUCUCUAGUCGUUUUCGUUCAUACACUCAUACACACGCAGUACGUACACGUGGAAUUGUUUGAGAGCCGCUGAUCAACCCGCAAAUCGAAACCCAAAGACAAUCACCUGUGCAGCGUUGUAAAAAAGAAAAGGAAGAGAAAGCGUUCUAUGCGUAGAGAUCAGACCAUUUAUAAUAGCCUUCAAGAUAUCCUUUUAGACGUGUGGUUCGUUGACCCUUUCCCUCACAGAGGUAGAAAUAAUGAACACGCGAUUGUACAAAAUGUUUCUCGUACAAGUUCGCUUUGCGGGUCUCAGAGGAUAUCACGUACAGUAAAUAAUAUACGUUCGUAAGCGGACGGAGAUUGUACAGAGUGCGUUUAUGUUUCUAGAUCGGCUCAUCGGUCGCGAUCGACGAUGAUCCAUGCGACAGGUUGCAUACACGCGCGAAUCGUGGAUGUAUCGAUAGGACUGCUUACCAGCGGCGAAUUAUUAUCGGUCGACUCGAUAGCGAAUUUUUGAUCAGAGCCAGCGAUACGAUGCCCGUAAUCAAUUAAACAUAAAUGCAAUAGCAAUGCAGCAAAGUUACAUAGAUCCAUUGUGAAUGGUACUCAUUCUUACGGACGAUAGGUUGAAUACAGUAUAACAAUAAUAUAGACUCGAACUAUCGAUAGAAAAUAGACAAGGUCACUCACUGCAACUUUAUUUUUAUUUUCCAUUCCUCCAUUCGUUUUUUUUUAUUUUUUAUUUCUCUCCGUUUUAUUUCCAUUUCGUUUUUCGUUUCGAUCGGUCCGCCCCGAAAACGUCACCACCAAUUUUUCCAUCCCUUCGAUCCAGUCCGCCUCGUCCCGUCGCCAGCGACCACGUGAAACGCUGCUCCUCGACAAUUAUUUUUGUAACCGCGAACAGGGACAACCGUUAUACCGUAAAGUAAUUUAAAUCGUUAUUAGAAACUAUAUGUAGAUAAUCGAUAUAAUAGAAAGUUAACGAGAUCGAUGUAACAGAGACGCAGAAGAUAAUCGUAAGACGUUGAACCUUAAGGGAUACGAUUAAUUGAAUCGCGCGUUGAUAUUAGCCUUCGUUGUUAAUCGUGUGUACACGCACGUAACAGAUGCAGGCAUAGAUGUACGCAAGUAAUCGACACUACACGUUGCUGCUCGCACGUUUCCAAAUGCACGAGCAACAAAACGAGGAACAGCUUUCACGUCCGUUUUUUGAUCCAAAGAAGUCCGAAGUCCCGAUUCACUGCGAUUUUCACCGUUCGUUUUCGCUAUUUCAUUGUGUUAUCCUCUCGUGUGCGUGUUUAGGAACAAGAAUAUUAGACGAUCUUCGAUGGUAUAGAAGGUCCGAGCACGCGACUCCUCGUUGCUUAACGAGAACGACUUGUUCCUCUCUUCUCGAGACGGAGGGUAAAGGAAACGAGACGUGAGAAAAAAAAUAAUGCGAGGUAACGAGAAAGGAAAACGAGUAAUUAGGAUUCGCCGCGUCGAACCAACACCGCCGCGGAUUUAUCGAGCGUAAAGUAAUGGGAUCGAGAUGAUUUCGUAGGUACGUCGUUGUAAAUAGAGAGACGAAGCAGAAGAAGACGAUGAUCAUGAAAAAGAUAAUGAUUACGAUCAAUAACGAUAACACGAUGAAAUUUAUAUUAAAUACAUAGCAAGUAUGAGGAUAGGUUUCUAAUAACGAUUUAUUAUAAAAGUGAAUGUACGUUGAUGUCUAAGAUUUUUAACAAGAUGGAAAAAGAUAAGAAAAAAACACAAAGUGGUUAUUAUUAAACUAUGAUUAUUAACUUAUAACUGAGGAAACACAAGUACUAAUUAAACAAGAGAGCGUUUGAAUACAGAACCACACUUUUUAGCCAGGUCAUGAAUUCUCUCACACGUUGCAUAUUAUUAAUUUUUGUAACAGGUACAAUUACAUGACACAUAACGGUCCCGGCCACGGAAGUCACACGACGACCACCGCGUUUUGUCACCGGCCGAUUGUUAGAUCAUUUCUUUUCUCCUUAAUGGACACGCGAUGCACUUGCAUAGAAUUAGCGUAACGCGUAUUGAAUAACAGCCGCGAUAUCACAUUUACAAUAGGGAGAAGAAACAUUUCGUAACGUCAUCAGGUUUAUUCGGAGAAAGGAACUAUCGACGGCUUAUUUAGACAGCUGUCUGACAAUCAAUUAAUCUGCUUUCCAGUUAAAGAUUAUUUUUCGCUUUCUCGCUGCGCGAUUUUCAGAACUAUACAAAGAGAUUGACGAGAGGGAAUCGUGAGAGAAUAAUGCGGUGUCCAGGUGUGACAUUCGUGAACGGGAUCAAUUAUAGAUUUGCGUGUGCUCACCAAGUAUGCACGUUCAGUACAGUCGUUCAUUACAAAGCAUUACAGAUUACAAUACAAAGUAGCGUAGUGUUCAUAAUGGUAGUCCACUUGUAGCGAAAUAGUGUUAAAAACUGUCCAAGCAGACAAAACAAAAAAAAACUGGAAAAAAAGACGUAAUGGUCAAAAAAAUUACAGGUAACCAUAAAAAAAGGUACACAGUAAACGUGAAUCGAAUUUCAUGAAGGUGCAAGACACGCACACUCACACGUCCGCAUACACAUAUACAAACAGACACCUAUUUACACUCGUAUAUUUGGCACGUAUUGUGAACAGGGUGUCGCGAGAACGGCGACGCCACUUCAAAAGAAUAAAAAAAAUAUAUAUUUAAAUGUACACUCAUGUACAUACAGAGACAUGGUAUACACGUACAGACACACACACACACAUAUGUAAAAGCGACGCGAUUUCGAUGGCCACGCGAUGAAGAAACGCGCACUUGCGCGAGUUCGCUCGCAGAAGCGGAGGAAAGAAGAGAAACGGAAUGACGAGAGGGUCGACGACGCUCUGUACGUAGACUCGUCGGCGUCGCGCGAUUUAUUGUAGCUAUAUUGUAUUAUGUAUGUCGAUAUACUGUCAAAUAUAUCGAUGGAAAACGAAAGUAAAACAAAACGAAACAAAACGGAGAAAAAAAAGAUGAGAAAUUUAAAAUAGAAGAUGUUAAAAUGCCGGACAGGGAGACCGGGCGUCCCCCGUUAAAAUAAUAUCUAAUUAAUACACGUACCUACUCACAUAACACAAAAUACAGAGUACGUCGACGCGUUUCAUUUUGAAAGUACCUUGCGCGAGUCGUCUCGAAUCGUUUAAGUACAAAAUACGUGGAAGAAGAAUGAAAUGGCUUUCUCGAUGGACAAGAUAUGAUGCGCGUGGUCCGCGCGGUUCAGAUACCAGGGUAUCCGGGCUACUAGUUCGCGGAUGAUCGGUAGAAGAAAUCAGAGAAUUUCCUUUUUUGCGUUCUGAGGUCAUCGACGAUGAACAGCAUCGCGUGGGUUGUACGAACCGAGGGAUUCGCGGUGCCGAAUGGUAAAUUUGAGGAAAUCGCGUGUCACGCCUAUUUCGUUGAACCCCUCGACAGGCAUUAAUGAGUUCCUGGAAUCAAAUUGGUUGUAAAACAGAAUUAUACGUAUUUAAACGCGUGCCUGUUCGACCCGGAAGGUUGUAAAAUGCGUCGCGAGUCCCCUUCGGUCCGUUCUUUCGGUAAACGUUUCUAGCUUUUGAACGGGGUGAAAACUGUUCGCGAUGAUUUAUGAAAACGCAGAUACUGAUAUACGCUUUGUUGCGAUGAUUUCUCGAAUUUUAUUGAUAGCGGAUGAGAUCCAACUAGUAAUCGAUAGGUUGAAUUACGUUUUUUCUUAUCGGAGCUCAAAUCUUUUGCCACGGAAUCCCGUGCGCUGUUUUUUAUACACUUUGAUCGAUUCGAAAGAUUCCGGACUUGGAACAGAGAGUAAAAUGAAAUUUCAAACGCACAUAAUAUACAUACAAACACGACGGCUCUUCUUGCGUCGCGUGAAACGUAAUUAAACGAAAAUCUGCCAUUUUUUAAUUGAUAAUCGCCGUCGAUACUCACGGAUAAGAUUGACAUUUGUCGUAGACAUAAUUUAUUCGUUGUCCUACCCUGCUAAUCGAAUGCGAAAGGAAAUAAAACUGAGAGAAGAGAUUAUAGUAUGGAGGGAUGUGAGUUCGCAGUAAAAGCGGAUGUCCGGUUCGAACGCAUUCUUGAAUUUCACGAGUCUUUCGGUACUGACCAUAAUAUACAAAUCGCUCCAAUUCGUUCCACGUUCCAUCGAAGUUGAUUCACCGUCUCACGAAGCGUGAGCGCGCUACAUUCACGAGCAGUACAUCUUAAAAAGCACAUAAUAUUCAUGAAUCAUACCCAAUGAUUCAUCCAUCGAGAUUAUAUAUUAUAUAGAGAAUAUAAUAAUUCAUUUUUCUAAAUUUUCAUCGUUUCAAGCAUUCGUGAAAUUAGUAUGUUUCAUAGGUACCUUUAAUAAUUCCUUGUUGUACGAACGUUCGUUAUAAAAAUAUUUCAGUCUUCGUUCAAAUUGUAUAAAACAUAUCAACGAUGCUUUUUAUUGUAGUCAAACGUUUCAUAUAAUUCUAUGUAUGAAAAAUUAGAUGUUUCUUAUUACGGAUGUCAUGUGCUUUAUGAGAUCGAAUGUACAUAGCGUAUACAUAAUAGGGAAAACCCGCGGCGGCGCGUAGUGUUUAAAAUCUCGCGAUUCGCGAUGCCGCGUGAAAAGAUGAUUAUGUUUUCAGGUACACUGCCGUGUCGCGAGCACGCGACCAUGCCACUUGUUACAACUCGAUUCAAUCCGAUUAAUUAAGCCUCCAUUGACUCGUCCAAGGCCUCUAGCCGUGUAUACACCGCCACAGACAACGAAUCUCUCGACUUGCCGUGCGACUCGCGGCUGACAAUAGUUUCCGCGAUCCCCUCGAACAUAAAACUGUUUUUAUGUGCAAAAACUGUCGCCAAGGUAGGACAGGACUUAUAAAAUGGAAAAUCACUGGUGAGGAAAAGAAAAAUGCGCUCGGACGAAUCGUUUCCCCAAUUGAAUUCCGUAGCGUCUGUUCAAAUGUUGUUUAGAGCUAUUUAUUACUUCUGAAAAAUAAAUAAUACGGAUGUGCAUUGAAACGAAAUACUUUUGCGGUGCAAAAUUUCGCAAACAGCCUACGUUUGCAAUGAAAACUCAGUUCCUCUGCGAUGCGUUGAGAUAUUUGUACAAUUUGGAGCCUAAAUCGUUGUACGAUUGUUUAUAUAGAACGAGUUUAUAUUAUAUAGAGCAAUGCGAAAAAAUGUUAAGUGUGCUUGCAAGUGUGCUGUAUGAUGAUUUCCGGCGUUCACGAUUAUUCCUUUUGUCGGUCACGUUUAAAAUAAGUCUUGUCUUACACGUUACUCGCACAUGCAUCAUAUGUACUUGGACCGCCAAAGAGAUAUAAUGCGCACGUGUACGUAUUUCUUCUCCAAGUGGCACUCCUCAGCGAAAACGCGACCAUACUGUUUUCAGAAGUUAGAAUUAAGUUCCGAUGGGAGUCAGCUUUCUGGUGCCAUUUUUGUGCCAUCGCUUACCAUUUUGCACAAUCGAAUAAGACGAAUGUAAAAUCUACUUUGCCAAUUGGGUUCAUUCGCGGUUUUAAGCAACGAGUCCGCUGAUCGGUUUAAAUGAUCUGUUAAAAAAUUAUACGGACAAGAAGGAAACGAAAGAAAUUAGGAGGGAAUGUAUAUGUACAUCGAAUAAAAGUUGUAUCUCACUUCGAAGCUAGUUUCGGGUCUCGAUGAAACUCGAGACAGGCGAGGCGAAUUUUUGGUAAAAUGUAGUGAGGUAUAUAUACUUCUCGUGAAAGUAGAGCCAAUGGAGAAGAAACGAAUGAAGCGGAAGGCAUUGCCUCUUUAGUCAUCCGCGUAAAAGCAUGCUCGCGAUCAUAAGGUCCAAAGUAGAUGAGCGGAGGAGAAGAGAAUAAAGGAAGCGAGACGAAGUACGUGAAACGGUGGGAGAAAGCUUCAUUGAAAGGCCUAGAUUGUCGCACUCGUUUAAAGAAAAAAACUUCCCCGCAAGAAUGCACACGAAAGGUAGCGUACACUCGCUGUACACUCGUUUAUUGUCGCGGAAUAAGUACGCGAAUUAAGAGAGAAAAGAGAAAGCAGAAGUCGAUUUGAUUUGUAUAUGUACACGGUGAGCCCGAGGUUCGCGCGAGGACAGGUGCGUUUACGUGGGAUCAAGGAAGAGAUGCUCGUUUCUUCACUUGAUCGCCGGCAGGCGCGAAUCAAUCGAUGGCUGAACCGCUUCUUUCUCGUAAGCGCUAAUGUCCCGCGACGAUUAAUUGUUAUGAAUACGAACGAACUCAAGACGGCAUGGUAUACAAGACUAAGAACAAGACCUAAAAUGGGGACAUAAUAUUUUAUAACUCAACUUUUGUACAGAAUAAAUAAAUACUUGUACUGUGGA